AUGACCUCCGGACUGUAUCCAGGCCAUCUCCUGGUGCUGCUCUGUCUCCUCCACGGCUCUGAGGAGACCUGUCCCUCCAUGUGCCUCUGUGUAUCUGACACAGUUAGCUGUAGCUCCAGUGGUCUGACCAAGCUACCUCAGUCCCUGCCAUCCUUCUCCGUCACCCUCGACCUCAGCCACAACUACAUAUCCUGGCUGGGUCCGGGCAGUUUCAAAAAGAUGCCCAGAUUGGAAAACCUCCGGAUGUCCAACAACCAGCUCGUCUCCCUAGACCACGGGGUGUUUAGCAACGCCUCCAGCCUCAGGCACCUUGACCUGUCCUCCAACAAGCUGCAGGUGGUGGAGCAACACUACUUUGAGGGGCUGUGGAGGCUUGAGGAGCUCCUUCUCUUCAAUAAUAAGAUCGCACAUGUGGAGGCCGGCACACUGAGCGGCCUGAGCAGCUUAAAAAAGGUCUACUUCAGCCUCAACCAGAUCACACACUUCCCUUUCUUCUCCAUCCAAGACCAUAGUCACCCUUUCCUGAGCAUGCUGGACCUCUCGUCCAACCGUUUGAGUCGUAUGCGAUGGGAGGAUGUGAAAGCUUUGCCCAGGCUGGUGCAGCAGGGGCUGUACCUGCACAACAACUCUCUGAUCUGUGACUGCUCCAUGUACAGUGUAUUCUGGCAUUGGGAUCUGAGGGGUUAUGACUCACUCAAGGACUUUACGGAGGAGCACACUUGCUCCAUCUACGGGAACACACGAGAGUCCAUCCUGUUCCUGCAAAACUCCCGCUUCUUCCGCAACUGCACAGUGGAAAAACCCGUCUCACUGCCAGUGAUUGUGCUCUUCUCCAACGUGUUGGUCACAGAGGGAGAAAAAGUGCGUCUAGACUGCCAGACGUCCCUGAGUAGCGCAGACCUCUCAUUUACAUGGGUCUCCCCCAGCAAGGGGAACAUCACCCAGAUGAGCAUAAAUGACACUCUAAUUAGCCUGUUUCCCAAUGGCACCUUGGAGAUCCAAGCAACCAAGGUCAAUGACUCAGGUUUGUACGUGUGCACAGCCGUGGAUAUUAAACAGUCACUGAAUGCGACCCGGGAGGUGAAUGUGACGGUGCUGCUGCCUUCAGCAGAUUCAUUCAACACCGGCUACACAACGUUGCUGGGCUGUGUGGUGACCAGUAUCUGCAUCUUCAUAUAUCUCUUCCUGACUCCGUGUCGCUGCAGCUACUGUAAACAGCCCAAAUCUCCAGCUACCCCGAGUGCGACCUACGACCCCAGCACCCUAACUUCUGUGUUCUCCCUCUCCACAAGAGACCGACACAAAAUCCAAACUAACAAGCGUGUAGCAUUCAUGGAGCCAACGUUAAGUGAAGAAGGAACAGAAUGGACACCUGAAAGUUGA
This is a messenger RNA of Cottoperca gobio, 1383 nucleotides long. Its product is annotated as amphoterin-induced protein 3. The transcript has a single exon. Gene Ontology annotation, molecular function: protein binding. NCBI's taxonomy places the organism in Eukaryota, Metazoa, Chordata, Actinopteri, Perciformes, Bovichtidae. Gene Ontology annotation, cellular component: plasma membrane. The record is from RefSeq and is a predicted model, not a curated record. The coding region runs from base 1 to 1383 and encodes 460 amino acids.